GCUCCGGCCGUCUCAGCAGCCAGCUUGUGUCUGUCCGAGUCGCUCCGGGGGCCCCGCCGAGGAGCCGUUGGCGGGUUCGGGGCCGAUACCCGUUCUUGGGAAGCAGUGUCCAUCGUCGUCCGCGCCCGUCCCCGCUCUCUGCCGGCCGCCGCCAUGCUGGCGCUCAUCUCCCGCCUGCUGGACUGGUUCCGCUCGCUGUUCUGGAAGGAGGAGAUGGAACUGACGCUCGUGGGGCUGCAGUACUCCGGCAAGACCACCUUCGUCAAUGUCAUCGCGUCUGGUCAAUUCAGUGAAGAUAUGAUACCCACAGUGGGCUUCAACAUGAGGAAAGUAACUAAAGGUAACGUCACAAUAAAGAUCUGGGACAUAGGAGGACAACCCAGGUUCCGGAGCAUGUGGGAGCGGUAUUGCAGAGGAGUCAAUGCUAUUGUUUACAUGAUAGAUGCUGCAGAUCGUGAGAAGAUAGAAGCCUCUCGAAAUGAACUACAUAAUCUUCUAGACAAACCACAGUUACAAGGAAUUCCGGUACUAGUACUUGGAAACAAAAGAGAUCUCCCAAACGCCUUGGAUGAGAAACAGCUAAUUGAAAAAAUGAACCUGUCUGCUAUUCAGGAUAGAGAAAUUUGCUGCUAUUCAAUUUCCUGCAAAGAAAAGGAUAAUAUAGAUAUCACACUCCAGUGGCUUAUUCAACACUCAAAAUCCCGGAGAAGCUGAGACAUCUUCUGAAUCUCCAGUCCUUCUUGGCUAUAAUCCUAGAACUGCUGUCGUUCCUUUGAAGUACUUCCCAGAACAUGGUCCUUCCCAAACCCAAGAAAUUGCCUUUUUCAGAGUUUCUUUCUCAUGUGCACUGCUGAAGAUGUGUAUCCCUGUCCAUAACAGAUCAGCUGGAGUUGUCAUGAUAAAGUCAGCACACACUAAAAGACUUCACACAUAUCUAGUGUGUUGAGGCCUCUUUCCUUUCUUUCUUUUUUAAAAACAGCCACAUAUUUGAUCAUCUUAAAUUAAGACAAUUGCAUAUUACCAUUCUGGUCUUUCUGGGCCAGAUUUUGUAUUGGUUUUCAGUAAAUGUCUACCUAUUUCAUUGCAGAGUCCAGUAGCUUAUACUGGUACUGAUUUGAUGCAGCAUGGAAUUCCUAGUGCCACACACAGUAUUUAGAAAACUUUAAGCCUGACUAUUGUGGGAUACGGACGUAAUGUUUAUCCCAUCUCACACAUGCAUGUGAAAUGUAGAUUUACACCGUAGGAAUAAUCAGUCUGCUGAGAGUUAACAGAGGCACCAGGUCAGCACAGUGGGUUCCUCACACUGCAGACUUCUGACCUGGGGAAUUUUAAAAACAUUUCUGCUUUCUGAGACUCCUUUGUCACCAGAUAGCAUUUGGGGAGGUGGGAGGAGUUACAGCAUGCUCUUUUGUAUCUGUCCAGAUCAUCAGUUUUUCUCCCUUUUAACACACUUUUUUAAAGAGAUGGGAAUUGAAGUUUUUUUUUAAAAA
Molecule: messenger RNA, 1490 nt
Organism: Acomys russatus (golden spiny mouse)
Lineage: Eukaryota; Metazoa; Chordata; Mammalia; Rodentia; Muridae
Gene: Arl8b
Product: ADP ribosylation factor like GTPase 8B
Exons: 7
Coding region: 154-714 (186 amino acids)
Biological process (GO): protein transport; anterograde axonal transport
Cellular component (GO): lysosomal membrane
Molecular function (GO): GTP binding; GTPase activity
Source: RefSeq, a predicted model, not a curated record